Molecule: messenger RNA, 1123 nt
Organism: Oncorhynchus gorbuscha (pink salmon)
Lineage: Eukaryota; Metazoa; Chordata; Actinopteri; Salmoniformes; Salmonidae
Product: interleukin-27 subunit beta-like
Exons: 5
Coding region: 56-850 (264 amino acids)
Biological process (GO): cytokine-mediated signaling pathway
Cellular component (GO): signaling receptor complex; membrane; external side of plasma membrane
Molecular function (GO): cytokine receptor activity; cytokine binding
Source: RefSeq, a predicted model, not a curated record
GUCAGUCAGUCAGUCAGUCAGUCACUGUAGCCUGUCUGUUCUUAACAUAAGAGGAAUGUACGUCCAGCAUUGUGUGUGUGUUCUGUUCUGGCUGUGUGUGUGUGCUGUGGUGACUCUUCUCAGCGGUGUACUCAGCAGCGAUGGGACGGUUCUGACGGUUCCAUCAGGAGAGGACAGAGCAGAAAGGGACCCCCCCUCCCCUCCAGAGGUACGUUGCUGGUCUCCCAGUUACCCCUUCAAAGCCCUCUGCUCAUGGCCUGAGCCUCCACAGACCCAGCUUCCCAUACAGUACAUCGCCACCUACAGUAUGAAAGGCGGAGAGAUCCAGCAGUGCCAUCCCUACCCUACCUCCGUGCAUCCUCUCCCCAGCCCAGAGUCCUCUCUCCCUGGGGUGAAUGGCUCCUCUCCAGGGGCAAGGUGGCUCUGUGUCCUAAAGGGUUUAAAGCUCUACACGUCUUACAAGCUCAACAUCACAGGAGUCAACCGUAUGGGCAGCGCCUCCCACCUACAGGCCUUCACUGUAGAGGACAUUGUGAAGCCGGACCCCCCUGUGAAUGUGACUGUGCAAGUCAUUCCCGGGAAGCUGAGGCUGUUAGUGAAGUGGGCCCCUCCCCCUUCCUGGUCUGACCGCACCAUCUUCCCCCUGAAGUACCAAGUCAGAUACCACUGGGACAACAAGGGUACCCCACAUGAGAUCACUCUGGAUCCAUUUGAGGACACCAAGAAAGUUCUACCAGGGCUGUCUCCUGAGAGGUCUUAUCUAGUUCAGGUGUGUUCCAUGGAACUGAUGGGGCUGGGACAGAGCAGUGAUUGGAGCCUACCUAUUACUGUCACUAUGCCUGUACACUGAACACACACACAUACACACUGAGAUAACACAGGCAUAUAUGCGCAUGUGUACACACACACACACACACACACACACACACACACACACACACACACACACACACACACACACACACACACACACACACACACACACACACACACACACACACACACACACACACACACACACACACACACACACACACACACACACACACAUCAACACUGAUCAACCACAUUUGUAAACCACAACUUGACUUAACAAUGAUAAUAAAAACACUUGAUUUGUAAA